This is a messenger RNA of Panicum virgatum (switchgrass), 686 nucleotides long. RefSeq lists its product as uncharacterized. Lineage: Eukaryota; Viridiplantae; Streptophyta; Magnoliopsida; Poales; Poaceae. The coding region runs from base 81 to 686 and encodes 201 amino acids. The record is from RefSeq and is a predicted model, not a curated record. The transcript has 3 exons. Gene Ontology annotation, biological process: cell surface receptor signaling pathway.
UUGCUGCCGAGCCAAUACGGAAUCGCUCAUCUGGAGGAAGGUGUCUUCACGGAAAGAAAAGGAGAACCCAAGAAGCUAGGAUGGUCGAUGCAGUGGGCACCAUUACAAAGGUCAUCGAAGUUGCGCUCAAGAUCAAGAGAGCGGCAGACACGGCGAAGCAGAACGAGGAUGUAUGCAAGCAGAUAAAAGACCGCGUUGAUAUUCUCAGUAAGACGUUGUCGCAGCACAAGAACAACACGGAGCUGAUGAACAACUUGGCGGUGGCAGCCGCACUUGAGGCCCUGGACGAAACCCUUGGCGAGGCCUUGCAGCUCGUCAUGGAGUGCCAGCAGGAGACCAAAGUCGUGUGCCUUCUCUACACGGCCGGGAACCUGUCCCAGCAGUUAAUCAAGGCGGAGCAGCGCAUAUCCAGUAAGAACAUGGACGCCAUGUUUGCCAUCAUGGGCUUCCUUUUACCUAAAGAAUGUAAUCAAGACAAUUCUGAUACUGCUUCCCGGCAGCCCGGCAGACAAGGACCUUCUGAUAAAUUCCAAGACAUAAUGCAGCCACCAGAUCCGCCCAUACAUGUACCAUAUAUACUUUCUUCAGUACUAUAUAUUUUGGUAAAAAUGUUUCUUUUGGCAUCAUAUAUAGAUACAACCAGUAUAUGGAUUAUUGGGGCUAUUGCGUUCUUACCCCAACUUUAA